Molecule: messenger RNA, 536 nt
Organism: Haplochromis burtoni (Burton's mouthbrooder)
Lineage: Eukaryota; Metazoa; Chordata; Actinopteri; Cichliformes; Cichlidae
Product: major histocompatibility complex class I-related gene protein
Biological process (GO): immune response
Cellular component (GO): external side of plasma membrane
Source: RefSeq, a predicted model, not a curated record
CCUUACGGAACGGUACAGAAAACACUGACAGUGUAGGGAGUGAAAUAUUCCUACCCAUUAUAAAAAAUAUAAUAAUGGAAAUAUUAUUUUUGUUGCUUUCCCUCUUUCAUUUCUCAUCACCAGUGAAACACUCACUGAAGUAUUUCUUCACUGGAUCUUCUGGAUUACCAAACGUCUCAGAGGUUAUAGGUGUUGGAGCAGUUGAUGGCUGUCAAGUGGGCUACUGUGACAGCAGUAACAAUAUAGUAGAGCCAAGACAGGACUGGGUGAAGAAAAUAUUUGACAACAACCCUCAGCAGUGGAAGUGGUACACUGAUCAUUGUUUUGAAAUUCAGCCAAGCUUCUUCAGAGCCCGGAUUUUUAGUCUGUCUCAGCAGUUCAACCAAAGUGGAGAGAAGUCCUCUAAAACAGCCAUCUGCAUCAUUGUUGUUGGUGUUCUAAUCCUUUUUGCUGCUGUUGGAUUUGCUGUUUACAAAAGGAAGAAAGGAGGAAGAGAUACAGAGCUGGAGGUUGGAGAGAAGGAGCCCGUGGAUUAA